AUGGCGUCCGGACGCGCGCCCAGCUCAACGCCCGUGCCGACGACAGAGACGGCGGAGUCCGCUGGCGCAACCUCGACCGUCACCGCGCAGGAAUGGGAGUCCAUGUCCAAUUUCUUGAAGAAUGUCUACGACUACAGAACCGAAGAUGGCUACGACCCCACCAAACUCUUUCAACGCAAGGUCAACAAACGCGCGGUGCCCGACUACUACGAUAUCAUCAAGGAGCCCAUGGCCCUUAGCACCAUUAAAUUAAAAGUCGCACAGAAAGAGUACAAGAACUUCUCCGAGUUUGUGCGCGACCUCGCGCUUAUACCCCACAAUGCCCAAGUCUACAAUCGCCAGGAUUCGCAAGCCUAUGUGGAUGCGCUAGAAGUGAAGAAGGUCAUCGAGCUCGAGCUGAAGAAGCUUGUGGAUGAAAAAGUCAUCACAGAGGCCGUCGCGACCCUGCCAUAUCUCGGGGAGAUACCGGAGCAAGACCCGCUACUACCAGAGGAAGAAGAGGAAGAGGACGAGGAUGAUGACGAAGAGGAAUUGGAGGUCGAUGAAGAGGAAGACGAUGAUGAAGAGGAUGAAAGCAAACGCAAGCGACGGCGCGGGCCGCGGUCUUUAGCAGCUAUCACGAAGCGCGAGGGUGGCUCGAGAGCAGCGAAAGAAGACCCGAAGAACGACGAUCCAGAGUCAAGGAAGAAGCGUGGCCGGCCGCCGCGGGUCGAUACACCUAUGGAAGCACGAAUCAAGACCAUCAUGAAGGGCAUCAGGAAGCCUCGAAAUCAGGCCAACAAGCUAAUGGUCAGCGCAUUUGAGCGCGUUCCAGAUAAAGCUGUCAUGCCCGAGUACCACGCCGAGAUCAAGAGCCCCAUGGCCAUGGAUAUUCUUAAGCGCAAACUAAAGCGGAAGAAGUACAACUCGGUAGACCACUUUAUGGUAGACGUGGAGCUCAUGUUCGAGAACGCAAAGCAAUACAACGAGGAAGAUAGUCAGAUAUACAAGGAUGCCGUUCAUCUGCAAAAGGAGUCGCGAAAAAUUGCAAAGGCUGAAAAGGACAAGCCCGAUGCUGACUAUGUCAUGGACGAGGGCCGCAUUCCCAUGCCAAAUGGCAUCCUCCACAAUGGCGAGCUCUGGAAAGUUGGCGAUUGGAUACACAUACAGAACGCAAACGACCUCACAAAACCCAUCGUAGCCCAAAUCUACCGUACAUGGCAGGAUGGCGAAGGCGGAAGAUGGGUAAACGCAUGUUGGUACUACCGCCCAGAGCAGACUGUACACCGUUUCGACCGUCAUUUUCUCGAGAACGAGGUCGUCAAGACUGGGCAGUAUCGCGACCACCGUAUCGACGAAGUGGUGGACCGGUGCUUCGUCAUGUUCGUGACGCGAUACAAUAAGGGCCGCCCUCGCGACUUCCCCCCAGACAAGGAGAUCUAUGUAUGCGAAGCUCGCUACAACGAGGAAAACCACAAGUUGAACAAGAUCAAAACGUGGGCUAGCUGUCUACCUGAUGAAGUUCGAGACAAGGACUACGUGAUGGAUCUAUUCGACGCACCAAGGAGGCUGAAGAAGUUGCCAAGUCCCAUCGCUUACAUGCUCAAAGAUGAGCAGAAGGAGGAUGAUGAUCUUCCAAAGCCAGAGUGGGGUGCUGAAAAUGCUCCCCCCAAGAUUGGCGCUGUUCAUCGGCGCCCUCGCGACCCCAAAGACUCGCCACCACCAGAGCCCACACCGCCUCCUCCACCUACGCCUCCGCCAGCACCCGUAAUGCCUACACCACCCUUACCUGCAGCUACAACGCAUAGCUACGAGUCAUCGAGAAGCUACCCUCUCGCCCAAGCACCAAGUCUCACGCCCAUGCCUGCUCCAACACCCCAACAACACCAUGUUGCACCUGCCUACACACCCACACAUGCGACGCACUAUCAUUCUCAUUCACAGUCACCUGCCCCUCAUAUUCACCAACAAGCACCUGCCGCGCCAGCCUAUCAGUCCAUAACACCCCAUGUGCCCUUCACCCCACAGCCAACUGCUCCUAUGCAGUCCUUCCAGACUCCUCGUCCCGCACCGGGCUAUCAGCAGCCUUACGUUCAGCAACCGCCCUCUGGGUACAAAGCUCCUCAGCCAGUGGAAGUUUAUGUCCUAAACGAUCACGCCAAUAGCAGUAUUCCGCAAGAGAUCCGGGAGCAAUUCCAGCGCGAUGACAAAGGCCGCGUGCUUUUCUUCACCGCGCCACCGCUGAAUGUUGACCAGCCUUUGACUAAGGAGGGUCGCGCCCUGGGCCACUCGGCACGCUAUCUCGCCGCCAAAGCGAAGAAAGAUGCACUGAAAGGUACGAAGCGGAAGGCUGGCGAUGCUGGUGCUGAGGAGCGCGAGGAGACUACCAAGAAGGCGAAGCUUGACGAGGAGAAGCGGUUUAAGUUGGCAGUGUCGGCGCUUGGCACUAAGGCGCUACAAGCUCUUGAGGAUCAGCUUGCCAUUGCUACUAAGUCAGACUUGGAGGCUUUGUUCAAUGGCCGAUCUAAGGAUGGGGUCUCCAAGGUUCUCGACCAGCUCACUGCCACGCAGAAUGAUGCUAUUCAGGCAAACUUGGAGCGUGAACUUCAUAUCAGAGAGCGCACGGCCGCGGAGAAAUUCCCAGUCUCGGGUAUGACGGCGCGGCUGGAGGAGAAGGUUUGA
Messenger RNA from Cucurbitaria berberidis CBS 394.84, 2661 nucleotides. RefSeq names its product Bromodomain-containing protein. The transcript has 3 exons. Bases 1 to 2661 code for a protein of 886 amino acids. Gene Ontology annotation, cellular component: RSC-type complex. Lineage: Eukaryota; Fungi; Ascomycota; Dothideomycetes; Pleosporales; Cucurbitariaceae. The record is from RefSeq and is a predicted model, not a curated record. Gene Ontology annotation, molecular function: protein binding; chromatin binding. Gene Ontology annotation, biological process: chromatin remodeling.